This is a messenger RNA of Lytechinus pictus (painted urchin), 5367 nucleotides long. Its product is annotated as skin secretory protein xP2-like. Bases 397 to 996 code for a protein of 199 amino acids. The transcript is spliced from 4 exons. Lineage: Eukaryota; Metazoa; Echinodermata; Echinoidea; Temnopleuroida; Toxopneustidae. The record is from RefSeq and is a predicted model, not a curated record. Gene Ontology annotation, cellular component: nucleus.
ACGUGACAAAUGAUGUCUAAAAUUGAAAUUUAGUGAAUAAAGGGAAUUAUGUAUUUGAUUUUAAAAAUACGACCGAUUAAUUUCACAUUCUUGAAUUGCAUAUUCGUGAAAAAUAUAUUUCUUGUCAAUGUUAGGGCGUGUCAAUGCCAAAAUUCUAAAUAGGCCACGCCCUUUUGCGCAACUAACAAAGUUGUGGAUACCGCUUCCUAUACAAAACACAUUACAAUUGGUUGAAUUAGCAUUGAUAUUACUGCCUUAGCCCAUUCGGAGCAAGCGUUGCAUUUCAUUCAUUCAUUUUGCAUUGUCGAUCGAGUGAGCAAAGCCGGUGCAGGAGAGAUAGUGAGACAACUGACAUUUUAUCAUCUUGUUUUGAUCUAUCAAACACACAAAUUCAAGAUGACUACUACUGUGAUGUUCAGUGGAAAAGAGGGCAAGAACACAUCAAAAGUUUUAGCCCCACCCGGUGGAAAGACUAGUGUUAGUCUGUUUGGAGGGUAUGGUGAAGAUCCAACUCCUGCUCAACCAAAAAAUCAGAGACAGAGCAACCCUCCUUUUGCUUCUGCUGACAUGACUCCUCCUGCUCCAGCCCAAAAUCAGAGAAAGAGCAAUAUUGUCUUUGGUUCCGAAGAGAGUCCUGCUCCAGCCCAAAACCAAAGGAAGGCCCCUUCUCAGUCUCCAUUUGCUCAAGAUAGUCCUCCCGAGACCACUGGUCAAAGGAAAGCACCAAGUCAAUCACCAUUUGCUCAAGAUUAUCCUAGUGGUCAAGCAGCCCAGAGGAGAGCACCUAGUCAAGCUCCGUUUGCUCAGGAUUCUACUGGACCAGCUAAACCUUUCAAACCAGUCUCUACUUUCAGCCUAUCUGGUUCACCCAGUGCUGCCCAGCAACAACAGCAAACACAAAAUGCUUCUUCUCGUCAAGAACCAAACAACCCAGACAACAAGACAAGCAUCAAGAUCGCAAACCCUCCUGGCGGUCGAUCAAGCAUCCAGUUUUAACCUGAUAGUUCUGAGACAGAUCCUUCCUUCUACUUUGAUCAUGAGGUAGAAUAGAUAGAACACAUUCUCUUACAGAUAUUGACUUGUUGACAGUAUACUUAUACCUUCAUUCCAAUAUGGGCACAGCUUCAACAUAAUGGUGUAAAUCUAGUAAACAAAUCAAUGAACAUGUACUGGUGAAUGAUAAUGAAGUGAAUAUUUUACACCCUUUAUAUGCUGUUGAACUAAUUAGGUGACAUUUAGCUUUCUUUUCUCAAUAUUGCACAAUUUACUAAACGUUGACAUUGAUUGAAAAGUGCUAGAUAUAUUCACAUGUAGAAAUUACAAUGUAGGAUAAGCUUGAAAAUAUUUUUUAAAGACAGAUUUUAGUUUUAAUUCGACUGUAUUUCAUGAUCGAAGCAGAAUGUAAGUAAACUAAGUUUCAUUUUACACUAAGCUUUAUGAUGAUAUAUUUGACUUGAAACUAAAACUAGUCGUUUUCUUCCAGUUUCCAAAAAGCAACAUUUUUUAUUGAAUUCUGAAGAGGAAAUCAUUUACAUUCCGGCCUUUUUCUACCGAAUUUUGAUAAGCUGUUUGGUGAUUUUCUUGAGGAAAGAUUUUUUUUUUCAUUUGCUUGUUUGUUGCCAUUUAUUCCUCUUUUUUUUUUUAUUAUUCAAACUGAUUUACCAUUGUACAAAUUGAACUGAGUGCUUGGGAGGUUCAGAGAAUUGAGAAUGUGAAGGGAUAUUAGCCUGUUGUCUGUGAUGUGAUAAAACAAUAUACUAAGUCUGAGUCUGUCAUGUAGAAGCUACUAAAUUAAUCUGAUGUGAUAGGAUUCCUGCAACAUUGUUUUCCUGUUCUGGUGUUCCGACAAAACAAAUGACAGUAGCACAAUUUAUACUGAUAAAUUCUGUUUUGAGAGUAAAACUUUGUUAUUCUGUACAUGUUUAGCUCUCUCAUAAUACUGACAAUCAAAUCAAACCUUGUAUCAAGGAAAUCUAAAUUAUAUGGAAGUUGGAUGGCAUUGUGAAGUUCUUCGUAUUCUUGAAUGGGCUUGUCUGUGUCUUCACAUCUUCCACGAACACUGGUUUGAGAGGAAGUGAAUUAGUACUUGGGUAUCUAGUUUAGCAUCACUGAAAUGAGCAUGAUAUUGCAGGAGAUAUGCCUGGCAUAUCAUUACAUAUAUUCAGAUUUAUGUAAUGCAUUGAUGAUUUAAGAGGAUUAGGUGAAAAGAAAAACUUUUAACAUUAAAUAACAGGCUGAUUUGAUACAAACAGGGGUCUCUUUAUGAAUUUCAAAAUAAAGUGAUGUUAGUCUAUGUAUAUUUGUUUUAUUGUAUUGUAUUAUUUAUUUUCAAAGAUAUGAGGAAUGUGAAGGAAUUUAAAUAUUUGCAAAGAACAAAUUGAUAUUCAAUGAAAUCCAAAUUCUUGAAUAUUUGAAUGCCAUUUGAUAAUUAGAUAUAUAGUAUUAAACAUUAUCUAAAUAGUGAAAUUUUAUUUAAAAAUGAAUAAAUGAAUUCUUUAUCAUCUAAUAUAAGAUAUAAAGUAGAUAAUAUUACUACUUAGCGUCAUAUAAGUGUUUGGUUUUCAAUAGCUUUUUCAUGUGGCAUAUACUUAAUGUGGUUUGAUUUAAAUUUACCUUUGCAUGUUAUUAAUUUGUUCAUUAAAGAUUUGGAUAGUGUAAUUAUUUUUAUAGAAUAAGCUAUUAUUAUCAAGCAUGCUUAUCACAUUGCACAGAAUUAUGUAUGUAUGCAUAGAGGGUAGGAGGGACAAUAUGUAGUAAUUUCCUUAUUUUCUUUGAGAUAGAAUAUACUAUGAUUACAAAAUAUCUUAAAACAUGAUGCCGUACAUGUUAUUUAGGAGAAACUAUGGAUGGAUUGAUUAUGUAACUUAUGCUCCGGUCGCACCGGUAUGAGUUGCUGUGUAUUCUCACACGCAAACAAACACAGGCAUUCCUAUUAAGUGCAGUCACAUUAACUAUAACACAGAGGCCUGCAUUGUGGCUUGGCUUUAAUUCUUAAACUGUUGUAGUGAAGUGAAAUCUAAAAUUGCUGCUUUCUGGAGCUCAUGUUGCUGUAUUUCAUGCAUGAUUUACAUAUACCUGGCUUGAGCGUGGUCUCGCUCACUUGAUUGUAGAUAUUGUUGCGCCUUUGCUCGUAUAUUGCUGCUGCAGUAGCCAUUGUGAUUUAGCAGGCUACAUUCAGAUACCAGCUGGUAUGUCAUACAUUGUAGCUACAGUUAGGUAUGCAAUAUUAUGAAUGUUAGAGUACAAUGUGCAUUUCAGGCUUGAUUUGUUCACUGCAUUUAUAGAGCACAGCAUAAUACUACUUGCUAUGCAGACAUGUGAGCUAGGCUUGGUAGUCUUUAUUAUUAAAGGCCACCCCACACCUUACGAUUGGUCUGCAACCCGAUUUUGGAAUUAAACGUUGUCAAAAUGUAUGCGAAUACUGAUACAUGGAAUAUCUGAUUCUUAAGUUGUAAAUCAUUGUAUGAAUACUUAUGUUAAAAUCUGUGACUAUAUUACCAUCCUUACUAGAAUAAAAAGAAAGUGAAUUGGAAAUCAAGUCGUAAUGACGUCAUAGUAAUCGUAAGAUUGGCUAUGAUUUGAAACCAAUUUGAUCUUUACUCCAAAAUAAUGGCUUGCAAUCCUACAAAAUUGUUAAAUUAGUAUUCUUACAGUUAAUUUGAAUCUCAAAUAAAAAAAAUGAGAUUUGUUCCAAAAUCGGAUCGUGGACCAUUCGUAAGGUGUGCGGUGGCCUUUACAUGGUUCAUCUUGUAGAUCUGGUGUGCAAUGUAUGAAUACAUACUAUUUUAACUCUUCUUCAUGUUUACAACAUCACAUCAAUUUGGCGAAUAUACAUCAUUACUUGAAUAAGAAGAUUUCAGGUUUCAACAGCUUUGUGCAAUAUGCUGCUGAAAGAAACUCUUAAUUUAUUAGCACAAUCAUGAUUACAUUAAAUCAAUUAUUAUAUUACAAGUUGCAUUGGCAUGAAACAUUAAUAGAGAAGUGUACUUAACAAUUUCUUCUAUAUAGAAGAAUGUCUUCACACCACUCCAUAUGCAGUGACAAGUUCAGUUGCGCAAUAUUAAAUGUUUUCUUUGAUGGAGUAUAUGAUAUCGUCUGAAAGUGUUGAUGAAUAUGUACAUGUAUUCAUGCAAACAAAUACAAAAAUAGAAUUUUAAGUAAAUAUAAGCUUCUAGCACCCCUCAGUUCAUGACAAUAAAAGUCUAGAGUUAUCGGAAUAAACAAAUGUACAAGUCAUGGUCUCAAUUUGGGACAUUUGUUUGAUACCUUUGUUAACAAUUUUAAUAGUACAGCAUGGGUUGUUUUUGAUAGUCAGAAGUAUUUGUUCUUGAACCUGCAAAAAUCUGUGUAUUAAAAUAAUUAACCAAAUUCAAUCAUACGAAUUUGUGUAACAAUGUUGCCAUCGAUAUAGCACUUGUUAUUUUUAAGUGUUGGAAUAUUGCAUCUGUCAACUAACUACCGGUACACAACCUUCUGUCACUGAAAUUAUUUCAAAUAUUAAGCACUUUGAUGUGAUGUUCAGCAGAUGAACUUGGUUUUUUCUAUUCAGUGAUUUCUCUUCUGAAGAAAGGUAUUAACUUAAAAUUUGUCAUGAAAAUUGCAUAUUGCAGAUGUGUAUGUGAGCAACUUAUGGUAAGUUUAACCACAUACAUACAGGAGGUCAUUGGUUCAUGGCCAUUACUCACAAACGCAUGAUUCUAUAUGCACAUGUGUAAUCAAAUUAUGCAUGAGCUAAAUCACUUGCUACAUUGCAUCAGUUGUGGGAAGUUUAUUUACUGACCUUGCAUUAAUUGUCAGGAGGCCACAGAUUAAAAAAUAAUACCGUUAUCCUACAAAACUGGCCAGAAUGUGCAAAAAAAUUUGUUUUUCAUUUUCUGAAAUAUUCAGUUGUCAGCUUUAUUGAGUGUUAGGAGCUUGUAACGUUUUGAAUUUCAUUUCCACACAAAUAUCAAUAUUUGAAUCUAUACAGAUUUUUGUCAAUUUUUUCCUUUGCUUCGUGAAUUUUUAGUAUCUAGCACAACCCUUGUGCAUACUGUGUGUGAAUAUCUUUUCCAGACUGGAUUGACGUAUCAUUUCGACUAUUUCUAUUUAUUGCAAUGUUCCAUACAUUUGUACUUUUCUGUGUCAGUUUAUUUGAUGUGUAUAACCUAUGUGGGGAUAUCAGCCUAAGUGAGCUCUGGAUAACAUACAUCAAUGUUAAUGUAUAACAAAAUGGUGUUAACUAUAUGGCAUAAUUUUGCUUGUCACGUCUUGAGGGAUAACUUUGCACAGAUUCACCCAUGCAAUAUAACUGAGAGUGACUAUAUCAAUCGAUGUGAUAUUGAUAUUCAAUGAUUAAUGCUAGAAUUAAAAUUCUUUGCUAUGAAA